UAGUCCCAGUAAGAGAAUAAACCUCGGAAAUUGCCCCCACUACCAAACAUUUAUGAACUGCGCAUGCGCACAGAAAAGUAGGAGAACAUUUAGCAUAUAAAACAUCUAGGGUGGGAGUAAAAACCGACGACACCCGAGGUGCAUUCUCUCGAUUAAAAAUCUCGGAUUGGAAAACUGACCUUAAAAUAUUGGCUUCAACCUUAGUAAAAAAGUACAAGGGCCGCCUUCGUUUCAAACUAAGUGCUACUACCGAAAAGUCAGGGAGGUGUUGAAAAUUUUCGAAAAAUCUACCCUUCAUUUUGGCUGCCAGAUGGCUUUUUUUUUUUUUAAUGAAAUCGAUUUUUUUUCGAUUAAUCGAAUCCUUUACAAUUGAUCAAAAAAUAACGACAAUCGAAAGAGAAACAUCAAUUAUUCGAUUGAUCGAAUUCAAUGUUACAACACACUAUACUGUGCAAGUAGAGUAGAUCAUCAGCUGCUUUCGUAUCGCCGCUCGCCAGUUUUCUAUCUUCAAUAUAUAUACGUGUGUAUGUGUGAUUGUUUAUCUUUCAACUAAAAAAAAAUUUCAAAUUGGAGCAGGUUUUUACAUCAACCUCUUGGCAAGAUGUCAUCUCAUGAAUGCUCAUACCAAGAAAUUUAUGGCAAUGAUGAAAAAACAAAACGUUUUAUCAAAUUAGAUCAUCACCAAGCACUGAAACGAAGUAAUUCGAUUAUAAAAUAUGGGACCAAUCUGUUUAAUUUCAAGUCAUUUUUGAAAGAAAUUUUUUUACCGCAGGGAUUUCCUCACAGUGUUCAUCCUGAUUACAUAUCUUAUCAAAUAUCGGAUACCAUACAAGCAUUCGCUAGUACUAUUCUGGGUACUUUAACUACUCAUUCGAUUCUUCAAAGCGUAGGAGUGGGAGAAUCAACAGCUACUUCUUCUGCCGCUGCAAUUUCUUGGAUUCUAAAAGAUGGAACCGGAAUGAUUGGUCGAAUUUUAUUUACUUGGUGGAAAAGUACAGAAUUGGACGCUCAAUGUAAAAAAUGGAGACUUACAGCUGAUAUUUUGAAUGAUUUAGCGAUGGGAAUCGAACUUACUUUGCCUUACACGCCUUCAUCUGUAGUGACGAUAUUACUUUGUCUCUCUACUGCAAUGAAGUCAAUCGUUGGAGUUGCUGGUGGAGCAACAAGAGCUGCUUUAACGCAACAUCAAGCAUUAGUGGGUAAUUUAGCUGAUGUAUCAGCCAAAGAUGCCAGUCAAGAAACUUUCAUUAAUCUUAUUGGAUCUUUUGUUGGUAUUUUUAUUCUUACAUAUUUUCCAAACACAUUUUUAAUUGAAAUGUAUAUAUUUCUGGUAACUGUUCAUAUUUAUGCCAAUUAUUUUGCUGUUAAAGCAUUGACGUUUAAUACGUUAAAUGAAAAUAGAUUGAUUUUGCUGCUUAAUAAUUACAUUGUUGACGGUACUAUUCAUAAUACAAAAACAAUCAAUCAUCAAGAACCGAUAUUAUUCUUCAACAAUAGAAGUAAAAAAUAUUGUGGUUUCAACAUUAAGUUAGGAGUUUCACUUUCUACAAUUGUACAAAGUAAUUCGAUGAAUUCUGUUGAAUAUUUAACACAAUUAUUGAAUCACUUUUACAAAAAGACAUUUUUAAUCAUACCGGAUGCAAAAAAAAAAGUUAUUUAUGUUGUUUUAAAGAAAAAUGUUCAUUCAGUUGAUAUUUUUCAAGCGUACUUUAAUGCAUAUAUUUAUGGAAAAUUAAUGAGUUUGAAGUUAGAGAGACAGAAAGGUAAAAUUGAUAUGAUGAAAUCGCCCAACACAGGUUUUUUGAAUAAACUGUAUACUCUUCCCGAAAAUGAUGUAUUUAAUGAUGAUAAAAGUAAAUUAGCUUGGAAAACAAUACUUUCAAUAGAUACUUUAAUCAAUAAGGAAUUUGAACACUGGUAUGGAUCACUCAAAAAAAGUGAAUGGAAAAAUGAUACAAAUCUUUUGCCCAUAAACAAUUGGCGAGGAAAAUGGGAUCUUUAAGUAAUUACAUGAAAUGUUUUUAAUAAAGCUGAAAUACAAAUAAAAUAAAAAAAUUUCUAUAUAGGGUAGAAGUACCAUUUGUGGCCACUGCUCCAUUUUUGAACAUUUAAUAAUUAAUUUUAAUUAAGAAAAAAGUAAAAAAAAUUUUCAUUGCAAUACAGUAAUUAAAAUGUCUUUGAACGAAUUAAAAAAAUUAAUUAUGUCAUUGCGUACAUUGAAAUUAUUUUAUUAACCUUCAAAAUUUUUUUAGUGGCCAAAACUGGCCCUAAAGUGGCCAAAAACGUUACCUCUAUCCUAUCCCAAUUUUUCAAGAUGGUAAUAUUAGUGGCAAGUAUCCCUUUCGAUUCAAAUGUCUACCCUGCUCAAAAAAUCUGAUAGAUUCUUGUAAGGUAAAAGCCCCCAUUAUCGACACUAUAAGAAUGUCUGUGAUUGUUUGAAUUUUUUUAUCGUAUUUAAAAUCAAUAUAAUCAACUUUUUUUGCAUUAGACGUUUUAAUUGAUAUCUCUACUUGUAUAUUUAAGUUUAUUUACUUAAAUAGCAUUAAAUAAAAAAAAAAUAUAUUAAUUUAAAACCAACAAGUCGAGUGUAGGUAUUAUUGACAGGGUAAAAUAGUCUCAGAGUCAACUAUUGACAUAUCAUGGACCCCAUUAUUGACAGGUCUAAUGCGCAUGCGCAGCAUUUUAUAAAAAAUUAUUAAAGACCACCGUCAAUUAAGUUCAAAUUAAUUAUAAAUAUUUUAAUUAAAAACGGCAAAAUACGAUAAUUACAAUUAAAAAUUCAUCUAGGACACAGUUUUAUUUUUUUUAUAAAUUUGACGACACUAUUCUUGCUUCGACAAUUUUUUAUUCAAUGUUUUAUUUAUUUUGAAAUUACUAGACAGCGUGUUAACAUAAAUAUAUCGAUAUGAGUGUUAAGGUGACUAAGUUACUUUAGUUUGUAGCAUUUGUGGCCUCCCUGCUUAAAAAAUCCGAUAGAUUCUUAUAGCCAAGGUAUAAGGCCCUAUACUUAACUAUAGCACUUCUCAUAGAACUUAUUCAUUCUUAUAAAAUGUCUAUGGGAAUUUAUAAGAAACUAUUGGAUUCUAUAAGAUUUUCUAAACAGGGCUGUCACACACGUGAAUUAUUAUGUAUAGUCGUCCCGACGAAAGUUUGGGAUUUCACCCUACCACAAUAAUUUCACCUCUACCAUAAUAUUUCGACUUACGCGUGCGCAAAUACAAAUUUUGUGGUAGAGGUGGAAUAAUUGUGGUAGGACAAAAUCCCAAACUUUCGUUGGGAUGACUUUACCGACUAUUGACACCAGCUAUUUUUAAAUGAUAAUUAAGAUUUAUCAGUCUCAAUCAAUGAUUCUGGGGUUAUUUAAACUAUAAAUAACCUGAAACAAUUUUUCAUGAUACACUUACCUUAGAACUGUAUAGGGAAAUCCGUUUCUAAAAAUACAAUCUCUCUAAACCAAAUUGUGAAGAAAUUUCAAACAUUCUAUCGAUGGUGUUCUACUCGGGAAAAUAAAUUUUUUUUACAGCGAAUAGUGUAUACCCAGAAAUAAAAUUGAACUAUUUUUCCAUUUAAAAAUAUCAAAAAAUUCUUAAGAAGAAUUGUGCAAUGUGAUUAUUCAUACAGUUAAUUAAAAAAUUAAUAAAUGAAAACAAUAUGUCAAUAGUAGGGGCCUUGUCAAUAAUGGGGGCUUUUACCUUAUGGGAAUUUAUGAGUAUCUAUUGGAUUCUAUGAGAUUUUUUAAACAGGGUAUUUCUAUUAUUUCUAUACCAACAAUGAUUCGACUUUUAAUUUUGCAAAUUUUAUAAAUAAGGUAAAUGUCGCAAUACCGGAAUAAGACCCAAUACGGGAACAAUUUGAUAAUCAUUAUAUUAUAUUUUAACUCGUACACAAUGAAAUUAAAUAAAACUUUCUUUAUUUAAAACCUUAAUCUUUUAGUUACAAGAUAGGAUAUAAAAUAGAUUUUAGAAUAUAUCCGAAAUAUGAAAAAAAAAUGUUAAUUAUAGCAAUAAUCUCGGAUUCAUGACUUUUUCAUUUCUCUUAAUGGUUUUGCUAAGAAAUCAGUCAAUGGUCUUAAGCUUAUAGAAAAUGUAUAAAAGUACUUUUCAAUAAUUUUUUUUCUGCAUAUAUAUUUGAAUGACAUAAAAAUCAAGAAAUUAACAAUAUGAAAAAAAUAGUGUUAUUAUAUUAAUUUUACUGUUCGUCUAUUGGUACAAAGAAUGAACUCGUGUCCAGUACCGGAAUUGUCAGUCAUACUAAUGUUAUUAAUGAUAUCGAUAGAUAUCAACGGUGAGUUGUAAUUACUCUUCAAUGAUUUUUUUUUUGUAUAUGCAUCUUGGAUGACGUAAAAUUCAAGAAAACAUAUUAACAAUAUGAAAAAAUAGUAUUAUUAUAUUAAUUUUACUGUUCGUUUAUUGGUGCACAAAAAUGAACCCCUGCCUAGUACCGGAACAGUCAGUCACAUUAAUGUUAUCGAUGGACAUUAACGGUGAGUUUUAUUGACUGGCUAAAUCAAGUGCAAUAUUAAUUAUUACUGGAGACCUAAUAUUUAAUGCAGUAAGUAUGAUUAUUAUAAAAAAUGCAUUAAAUAUAGGUAAACUCUAAUUUAAAUCAUAAAAAAUAAAUUUUUGUGUUCAAGCGGCUGAGGCAGCCAUUCGGCACGCA
Microplitis demolitor is the source of this 4659-nucleotide messenger RNA. Its product is annotated as RUS family member 1. The record is from RefSeq and is a predicted model, not a curated record. The transcript is spliced from 8 exons. NCBI's taxonomy places the organism in Eukaryota, Metazoa, Arthropoda, Insecta, Hymenoptera, Braconidae. The coding region runs from base 602 to 2002 and encodes 466 amino acids.